Messenger RNA from Vollenhovia emeryi, 5391 nucleotides. RefSeq lists its product as uncharacterized. Gene Ontology annotation, biological process: protein peptidyl-prolyl isomerization. Gene Ontology annotation, molecular function: zinc ion binding; peptidyl-prolyl cis-trans isomerase activity. Bases 508 to 2346 code for a protein of 612 amino acids. Lineage: Eukaryota; Metazoa; Arthropoda; Insecta; Hymenoptera; Formicidae. The transcript is spliced from 5 exons. The record is from RefSeq and is a predicted model, not a curated record.
AAAAAGUAUACACACACACGCGCGCACGUACACGCGCGCGCGAGGCACACGUACGGGGCAAGGUAGACGGGGCGGGAAUAUACGUAUACGGGGUUAUAUUAAAGAGAGAGAAGUAAAAUAGGGAAGCCGCGUCGACGGAUUCGGCGAAAAGAUUUCGGGGCGACGACGACCGCGACACAACGAUAACGACGACAACGACGGCGACGGUGGCGGCGGCGGCAGUGGUGGUGGUGGUGGUGGCUGUCUUGUAGUGGUAGUGGUGGUGGUUGUUGUUCCGCGGUGCGAGCGGACCGCGCGCGGCGCGGCGCGACGUCAGGCCCGAUGUAAAUCAAAGUUGCCGAAUCGCGCACGGUUGAGCGUACGUCGCGCAGUGAGCAUCGCCGCCGCAGGCACGCGCCGCGGGUGACGAGUGCCAACGGAGUCAGCCUCCAUAGCGCGGACGGCGAGAAUACGUAUAUACACGGGGCACGUAGUAACCGACGCCUACGCUUCGUAAUUCGCGCCGUGAUGUUGCUCAAACAGAUGCUGGAUCCGAGUGUGCUAACGGACCUGGAGGAGCUGACGCUUUGCGGUUGCUGCAAGCAGAAGUACAAUGACGUGGAGCAGUGCCCGAAGUACCUCAGCUGCAAGCACUACUUCUGCCUGCGCUGCAUCGAGAACAAUCUGCUGAAGGGACGCGACCUGUUCUGCGCGCACUGCUGGAAGAAGACGGACCUGGGCGACCAGGGCCCGGACGCUCUGCCCACCCACUCCGCUCUGCUCGCCCUGGCCAACAAUCUACCGUGUUUGAAGAUCACGCCGAACAACACGUCCAGCAAGCUCGUGGACAAGGAGAGAAAGAGCGAAAACUGUCACACACACGGGAUGCCACUGGCGCUGUGGUGUGCGACGUGUUGCACGGCGCUUUGCAGAGCGUGCGCGAGCCCGCAGGAUCACCCAGGUCAUCAGAUCAAAUCGCAAACCGAUGCCAAAGAACAGCUCAUAUCCGACGUUCAACUGGAGUUAGUCACCGUGGGUAAACUGUCGUCGGAGAUUCAAAGACUGGCCGCGCAGCAACGCGACUUUCUGUUAAAGGUGCUGGAGGCGUGCAUGACGCUGAAGACGCACGUCGAGACGGAUCUGCACAACGGCUGGGGUCACUUUCCCGAGAUAACCGAUGCACGCGAAACCCUAGGUAAGACGAAGGUCGGCCUGCAGAUGAGCGAAACCCCGGGCGACGUGUACAGUUUACACUCGCAGCUAAUUCUCGAGAAGCAAAGGCUGCAGUCCAAGUAUCAGGAGAUGAUGCUGCAGUGCCAGCUAGAUGAUCUCAUUGGCAACUCCGGGGUGAUCUUCGACUUCGCCUUGCUCAAGCAGGCAUUGGCGGGCAUACACACGGGGGACCCGAUCAUCCCUCAGGGCAACGGGGGUCGCCUAUCGAAUCAUCUCGCGGCCACACACAACCCGAUUUUGUUCCUCGCCAAUUACUGCAUGUCGCAAUUGUACACGCGCCACGUCGUCAGCAAGCAGCAGCACAUGCAAAACGGUUCGAUGGAGUACCAUCAUUCGAGCAUGAUGCCACCGCCGCAGCAGGCGCCAUCCGUUCACGUUCAUCAGGGUCCGCCGCCGCCGCCGCCGCCGGCAGGACCGGGGCCCAACCAAGCACCCCAGCUUCUCAUUCCACCCGGCUCACCGUCCGUCAAACCCGUGCCGCCCGCACCGCCCAACGCCAUACUGCAUCCGCAGCAACAGUCGACGUUCAUGUCCGACGCGGUCGGCACCGGCGGCGGCAGUCUAGUGACCGUCCACUCGUCCCCGCAGCCGCCGUCCAACGCGAUCACGGCGGGCAUGACGCGGGGCCCCGCGAACCCGUAUCCCCUCUACUACUUCAGCAUCGAGGUGAACGGCUCGCCGCACGGACGUAUCGUAAUCGAGGUGCGGCCGGACGUGGCGCCCAAGAUGGCCAAGAACUUCAGCGUGCUGUCAACGGGGGAGGCCGGAGUCGGCUACAAGGGCUGCACGAUAUUCCAGUGCUGGGAGGGCGAGUCCGUCAUCACGGGCGACUUCGAGCUUAACAACGGCCGCGGCGGGCGCAGCAUAUUCGAGGACGGUUACUUCAUGCCGGACGACACCAAGUUCCCAGCGGUUAGGGGCGCGGUGGGCAUGAGGCGGACGCAAAAGCGGCACGACAACCUCGGCAUGGUCGGCUCGCAAUUUCGCAUAAUACUGCAGGAGAUGCGCGGCUUCACCGGCAUCUUCGGCCACGUGGUCGAGGGACUGGAGCUGGUGGAGAAGAUAUCUACGUUCGGCGACCAGACCGGCAAGCCUACCAAGAAUAUUCUAAUCACGAAAUGCGGCAAAUUGUAACGUUUACGCUGUCGCGCUGUCGCUGUCGCGGUUUGUCGCGGUUCCUCGCAACGCCGGGCAAAUCUCCGAGAAACGAGUAUGCAUAUAUAUAUACUCGGUAUAUAUAUAUAUACACGAUAUGAUAUAACGUCGUAUACAACACGUUUUCCUGCUCUAGAUAACCGAAGGGAAGGUCGCCACGGUAUCCCCGACUCGCGCGUUCGCGGCCGCGAGAGAAACCCUAAUACGUAAGAAAGAGAUGCGCAAAGUGACAAAGAAACAAAAAAAAAAGAAUCGCGUUUACACACGUAAUUGUCCGACGACGGGAGACGAUUAUUGUUACUAUUAUAUUCGCCGCGCGCGUAUGUCCGCUCGGGGACGUCGUUGCGACGUCGUUUAAUUAGCUCCGCGAAUCCUCGACGCGCUCCGUACGAAUCAUGCAACUUAAUUAACUAUUAACAAUAGUGUCUAAAGAUGUCGAGUCUAUUUUUAAAACAUGGGCGUGUGCGAGAAGACGAAAAAGAGAUAAAAAUCCAUAUUUUGCUAUUGACUGGGAAUCGAUACGAGAUUCUGCUAACAAUAACGAUGAUGAUCGACACAUUUAUACACUCACUCACACAAACACACACACACGUACGUACCUCAGAGAUCAACCGUGAUAUACGACUUCUCUAGCUGAUACGACGUAUUCGUUUUGUUUUUUAGGGAGAGAGAGGUCUGACGUUUAUUUUGGCUAUUAUCGGCAUUAACUCUUCUACGACGUUGUAGUUUCAUAGAAGCGCGCGUCGCGCGCGCGUUCAACGUGAUAUAAAUGGAGAAAAUAAUACCGCGCGGAUAUCGCGGCAGACACGGUUCUCCGGCCGGCUGCGAGCGCAGCUAACGUUUUAGGUCGUAGAUAGCGAAUAAGUGGGGGAUAACAAAAAAAAAUAAAUGCACGCGUAGAAUAACCCGGGGAUUUAAGUGUAGCGAACUUGUCUUGUCCGAGGCAACCGAAGCGUGUGUCGUAUACGCGAGACAUAUUAUAUAUUUACCGGAGGAGGCGAAAGAGCGAGAUUCGCGCGCGAGCGAACGCAUUCGACUCUUUCGACCCUCGCUCUACUUUUUAUUUUCUUUGCGACCCUCGCGACUUGCUGCUUAAAAGUCGCGAGCCGCGCGAUUCCACUGUACGCAGGUCUCUCGUUUAGAUAUCUUAGCCCGGGAGAGGAAGAGAAGAGACUAUUCGGCAUAGUUAAUCACGUAGGAUGGCAGGUUUAUGGUUCGUCGGACACGGCGAUCGUUCCGUUCCGUUCCAGGGGUGCGAGGAAAAAGAGCUAAAAGGGAAGAGUGAAAAAGAAGGGGGGGGGGGGGAAAGGAGAAAAAAAGAAGAGAUAUUCAUCGCGCCCGCGCGUACUUGCGAAGAAGAAUCUUGCGAAUGCCGGCCGCUCGGAUACUCGCGGCCCAAGCCCGUUUCCCUUUUCGUUCUUUGCGAACUAGCGAACCGUCGUUGGGUUAUAUCUGUAUUUAAGAUUAGAUCUCAAUACGUCGCAUAUGUAUGCAAGGCCUAAAUACUACUACGUAGACCGUAAGCCUCGUGUCGUUUAAUCGGGAAACGAAAGAGAAAAAGAAGAAGAUUAUGUGCGGAUAUAUAUUAAACGAAUCAUUCCUCGAUGCUAUAUAUCGAAAAUACUACGAUAUAAUGUAAACUGCGUUAUAAUUACUCGUCUGAAUCCUCGUAAUGAAGUCCCAUGCGUUAUUAUCGUUACGUACAGUGUCACACACGCGCGCGCGUACGCGGGGAGGCGGAUGCGUAUCUUCUCCCUCCCCCGCGAACACACGUGCGUGCGUAUAAUCUCCACGCGCGUACAAGGCAAGGCACACUCACGCGUAACAAAGCAGAAAUUUGCACGCCCUCGCGUCGUCGCGGACAUGCCUUCUCGAAGAAAAGCCUCAUUCGAUGUUGAACUUGAAAGUUUUAACACUUGUUGAUUAGCUGAUUAAAAAAAAAUGAAGUAAAAGAACGCGCGACUCUCGCGAUCGACGUCGCGACGAUUGACGCCAAGUGCGUAAAUGCGCGUCACGUCGCGCGUCGCCUUUAGGGAUAAAUAACUCGCUCCUGUACGAUCAAGAGCGGCAAUGGUGUCAAGUGUGGCGAACUGCGCUUUGGGCAUCGAGCACUUCUCUCUUCUCUAGACGAGAGAGACCAGCGGUUUACGACUGGCUAGUAUCUAGAGAAAGUUCAGGGAGACAGAGAGGCUGGUUCGAUCUGAAAAGCAGUUCUCGAUCUCCCCACGCCGGAAGCCAUUUUUGCUCUCGGUUGCACACGUACAAUAUUGUAUACACGACGACCGUAAGGGGGUUCGGGGGGGGGGGGGGUUUGGUUGGAUGAUUGUGUGUUCGAACGGAUGGAUGAAUGAGCGAAUUCUCCCGUUUCGAUCGCCGGAACGGGGAAGACUCCGACAAAUUGUAACUCUUAGUAACGUAAUCGUAGACGCAAUCGUGAGGAAAAGAACAUAUUGUAUCGAAGCGAGUGAAGAUCAGGCCCACCUGUACACGUACGCAGACACAGAUACAGACACCUAUGCGCGCGCGUAUAUAUUAUAUAUAUACAAAUACACACACACACACACACACACAAAUAUAUAAACUACGUAUAUAUUUUUAUGAACGUGAUGAGGUAACAACGCAUAGCUUGUAAUAUCGAUUUUAAUGACCGACCGAUUUACCUGGCCCCUCGCGUGCGAUUAAACGAUUGAGCGGCUGUAAGCACUUGGACAAGUUCUUUCCUCGCCUUUCUACCUCGCCAUUGUUUCCCUCGGUAUUUCUCUCCCUUUUCUUACUUCCGCUCUGUCUCUGUCUGUCUCUCUCUCUCUCUCUCUUAUUCCUCGCUCUCGAGUUGCGGUGAUGAUCAUUGAAAACGCAAAGAUCGUGAUCUUUUUUUUUCAGGUUCGCGGUAAUCACCGUAAGAGCCAUUCGUUUAAACGAAUUUUAUUAUUUCAUUAUACAUGUGCGAAGUGAACGUUUAUUGCCCCAACUUAAAUGUACUUUUAAUCAAUCGAUUUUGAGUUAUAAACUGUUCUUCUCCUUUCA